AAUUAACUCAGAACUCACUCCCUUGUAAGGAAGCAUCUCUAAAGUGUGGUUUUAAGGCUCGGCCAGCGCUACAGAGGUUCCCAUACCAACCUAGGAGGAACUGACAGGCGAAGCACUGAGAGCUACAACGCAGGCGCCAAACCCCUUCUACUGAAAACAGAGAGAGAGAGCGUUUAUUUGCGUCCUAGAGCGUUGUCGUCUCGCGUUACAUUCAGAUACCGUCACGGAGGAGGGGCAGAGCUGUGCGCGGGCAGCUUGAAGCAGAAUGGCCGCUCCACCGGCAGAGGAGGCUGUCUGGCUGCUGGGCCUCUCCCCUGGUAGUCCCGAAAGCAGGGGACAAGAAAGUCCUAGGUCGGAGGAGCUGCCCAUGGUGUUCUUGUGCGCUGGGUGCAGACGGCCGGUGGGAGACACACUCAGCUUGGAGGCCAGCGACAAGGACACCGGCUGCGUCCUGCUGAAGAGUGUUACUCUCAACGUUUCAGUGGAUAAAGAGCAAAGACUUUCAAGACAGCCAGGUGAACAUGGCUGCUUGCUUGAAACCUUGUUUUGCUCCGGGUGCAAAAUGACCCUUGGAAGCAUCUAUAGAUGCACCCCAAGACAUCUUGAUUAUAAAAGAGAUUUAUUUUGUUUAAAUAUUGAUACUCUUGAAAGUUAUACUUUAGGAUCCUCGAAACAGAAAGCUAACAUUAAUGAAGAACUUCUCACUCUUGAAAAUCGAGCUGGUUUAGAAGAGUCAAUAGAGAGGGCAGAAACAAUAUUGAAAGCACUGGAGCAGCGAUUAUCAGCAGUUGAAUCAAGUUAUGUAUCUCUGUAUAAUAUGGGUUGAAAUAUGAACAUUCUUAAUCUACAUUUGUAUACACUUAUUGGCUCUUGGAAAUGUGUUGUAUCAUUACAAAAGAUUUGUUGCUAAAACCUGUCAUAUCCUGAAGAGAAAAAUGUACGGGUUUUUUUUUGGGGGGGGGGGCGGUGCUCAGUUCAAUGAAGUUAGAUUCAUGGGGAUCCUGUUUGUUUCUUCGCAGGUUAUCUUUUACGGUUUUCUAAACAUUUUAAAUAAAGGUCAUAUUGAUACUCUA
Messenger RNA from Heteronotia binoei (common prickly gecko), 1073 nucleotides. RefSeq names its product MIS18 kinetochore protein A (gene MIS18A). The record is from RefSeq and is a predicted model, not a curated record. Lineage: Eukaryota; Metazoa; Chordata; Lepidosauria; Squamata; Gekkonidae. The transcript has 5 exons. Bases 266 to 826 code for a protein of 186 amino acids. Gene Ontology annotation, cellular component: nucleus; chromatin; chromosome, centromeric region. Gene Ontology annotation, biological process: chromosome segregation; CENP-A containing chromatin assembly.